AUGGUCUCUAGGGUUUAUGGCAAGCUGCCAGUAGGACGGAGGCUUCCUCGACCACCGUCGCUGGCAUUCGAUCGCGCUGCCAGAGAUCCGCAACAGCAAUCGCUCAGAUCAGCUCUGCAGAUCGACGCCGAGCAAUAUUUCCAGCAUCCAUCCCCGGGGCCGCUUUCUCCAGCGAUCUACGCAUCCCUGCUCCGGCGAUGCGCGAGUGCGCAGGCGCUGGCCGUUGGGAGGAGGAUCGAUGCCCAUAUUUCGAGCUAUCAUCGCGAUCCAGGUACUUUUCUUGGCAGUUUGCUCGUCCAGAUGUAUGGCAAGUGUGGAGACAUCGACAGCGCGCGCCGGGUUUUCGAUUCGGUGGGCGCCAAGACGGCAUUCACUUGGAAUGUGAUGCUCGCAGCAUAUGCCCAAAAUGGGCAUUACAAUCAAGCACUGGAUUUGUUCCGGGAGAUGGGAUCCAGACACAGGAAUCCGGAGGAGAAGCCCAAUGCCAUCACCUUCUCGACUGUGACCAACGUCUGCUCGCUGUCUGGGGAUCUAGAGGCCGGGAGAGCUCUCCAUGCUCGAAUUCUAGACAGCGGAGUGGAGCUUGAUGACUUCGUGGGGACUUGCCUCAUCAACAUGUAUGGCAAGUGUGGGAGCUUGGAGGACGCGAAGAGAUUGUUUGAGGCCUUGCCAAGGAGGAGUGUGGUGGCUUGGAACACCAUGCUCGGCCUCUUCGUCCAGAAGGAACGCUGCGAAGAAGCUCUUAGUUUUUUCAGAAGGAUGCAAAGCUCGGAGACAGUCGUCAUCCCGGAUUCAGUGAGCUAUACAACUGCGCUGAGAGCUUGUUCGCUGCUGGAAACUUUGGAGGAUGGGAGAUCAGUCCAUCGCGACUACUUGGCCAGUGGAAUCAAGCCGGACGUAGUUUUUGGAAACACGCUCGUUAAGAUGUAUAGCGUCUGCGGCAGUGUGGAAGAGUCGAGGUACGCUUUCGACGCCAUGCCGGAGAAGAACAGCGUCUCCUGGACAACCAUGUCCGUCACAUACACUCAGAGUGGCCGCCAUCGAGACGCGAUGGAGCUCUACUGGACCAUGAACUUGGAAGGCGUGAAGGCACACCAGGUGGUAUUUCCAAGCGUUCUUAGCGCGUGCUGGGAGCUGAGACAAGGCAGAGACAUCCACGCUCGGGUAGUUGCCGAAGGUUUUGAUCGAGACACAGCCGUGGGGAAUGCGCUAGUGACGAUGUAUGGGAAGUUUGGGGAGCUCGACGAUGCAAGGAGGGUUUUUCAUGGCAUUCCUGAGAAGACGGUCAUUUCCUGGACGUCCAUGAUCGCGGUAAAUGCUCAAAACGGAGAAUGGGGGGAGGCCUUUCGGCUGUUUAAGACGAUGAAGAGCCGGGGUGGUGUGAGGCCGAACGCCGUGACUUGUCUCAUCAUCCUUGACGCCUGCUCCGACGUUGGGACGGUAGGAGAUGGCAGAGAAAUCCAUGCCGAGAUAAAAGCCGGUGGAUUGGACUCGCAACUCCGGGUGAACAACACGCUUGUCAACAUGUAUGGGAAAUGCGGGAGCUUGGGCGAUGCGAGGGAAGUUUUCGACAGCAUGCGCGAGAGAAAUGUGGUGUCUUGGACGUCCAUGCUGGCUGCGUAUACGCACCAGGGACACGGCAACGAGGCACUGGAACUAUACAGGACUAUGGAGCUUCAAGGCAUGGAGCUCGACGACGUAGCAUUCGUGAGCGUUUUAUCAGCGCUCGGUCACGCAGGAUCCGUCCACGACUGCCGGCAGUGCUUUAUGACUAUGGUCCGUGACCAUGAGAUCCAGACAAUGGCAGAGCAUUACAACUGCUUGAUCGACUUGUUUGGUAGAGCCGGGUGGCUGGACAAUGCCAAGGACUUGCUGGAAAGGAUGCCGUUCGAGCCUGCUUACAAGGAGUGGAUGACUUAUUUGGGGUCGUGCAAGCUGCACGGCGACUCUCACCGUGCUGCAGAUGCUGCCAGGCGAUGUGCCGAUUUGAGGCCAGGAGUGGCCCAACCUUUCGUCAUGCUGCUCAGCACGGUUGGCAACGAGGACGACGCGGAGGAAACCGAAUCAAAAGCCGACGCUCUCUAGUGGCAAGAUCUGGAUAAAGUCGUCACAAUCAGGCUGGCUGGAGCUUGGACGAUGUCUGAUUCAAAAAUGAGGAGUAGAAAAGUCUCUGGAGCGAGAAACAGGCCAGAACAGGAUUGACAAGGGUCCUUUCUGUGAUUGAAGUUCCGGCCAUUAAGAAUGUGUUGGUGUCAGCUCUCGUCUCUCAGGUAUAUACUUGCUCACGUGUACAUCUUCUCGUUGAGACACAUUGCUGGUUGUUGAACAGAAAUUAUUUGCGCUGCGGCUACACGACAGUUUCGCUGUGGAUACAGGGAUCGAUUGACGCUCGCUGGCUUUUUUAUCUUCUCCUUUCCUUUCGGCGAGGUCCAAGUCCAAUUGGACAAUCUCUACUCUGAGAGUAAGCUAUGCA
Molecule: messenger RNA, 2473 nt
Organism: Selaginella moellendorffii
Lineage: Eukaryota; Viridiplantae; Streptophyta; Lycopodiopsida; Selaginellales; Selaginellaceae
Product: pentatricopeptide repeat-containing protein At3g09040, mitochondrial
Exons: 2
Coding region: 1-2085 (694 amino acids)
Biological process (GO): RNA modification
Cellular component (GO): intracellular membrane-bounded organelle
Molecular function (GO): RNA binding; protein binding
Source: RefSeq, a predicted model, not a curated record